Molecule: messenger RNA, 1494 nt
Organism: Spinacia oleracea (spinach)
Lineage: Eukaryota; Viridiplantae; Streptophyta; Magnoliopsida; Caryophyllales; Amaranthaceae
Exons: 2
Coding region: 1-1494 (497 amino acids)
Source: RefSeq, a predicted model, not a curated record
AUGCAAGAUGUUUGGUCAUCUACGACUGAAUGUAGACAAGGUCAGAAGAGAGUUUGGGUUAGAAAGGCUCCACAACCUGUAACAGUUCCAAUUCAAACAACUGCACAUGGUGACAAUGUGGUUAGCCCUAUUGUGGAUCAAGAAGGGUUUCAGAGAUCUUUGAGGCCAAUCAGGGUGAGAGUUGGUCUAGAGACUCCAGUUAUAACAUCUAAUGCUUUUCAGGUGUUGGAGGCUCCAUUAAUUGAUAAUGAAGGAUUGGUAGGAGGACAAUGUCAGGGGGAUGAACAAAGGAUAGUGAUGGGUCUAAACUCAGUACAGAAACAGAAUGAGGUUAAGCACUUCAUUCAGAAGUAUGCAGUGGGUUUGGUGGGACUCCUGGAGCAUAAGGUGAAGAUCUCUAAUAUAGGGAAGCUUUACCAGAAUGUCUUUGCAAACUGGUGUUUUACUAGAAAUUCUAGCUAUCACUCUGGUGGUAGAAUUGUUGUAGGUUGGAAGGCUGGACGCUUCACAGUUAAUAUUGCUGCUGCAUCUAGUCAGUUUGUUCACUUCCAUGUUACUCCUGUAAGUGGUAGGCAAGCUUUCUGCACUUUUGUUUAUGCUUUUAAUGAUGCUGGUAUGAGAAAAGAUCUAUGGAGGGAUUUGUUGCUGCUUAAUACUCAAGAUCCUUGGAUUGUGUGUGGGGAUCUCAACUGUGUUAUGGCUUUAGAUAAUAGAAUUGGAGCCCCUGUAAGACAUAGUGAUAUUGUAGAUGUGAGCAAUUGUAUGCAUGCUUGUGGUAUGGAAGACAUUAAAUGUGUGGGUAAUCUUUUUACCUGGAACAACAAGCAGCAAGGUAAUAACAGGGUUUUUUCAAAAAUUGAUAGAUUUAUGGCUAAUCAUGCUUGGCAAUCUUGUUUUCUAGUUGCUGAAGUGUGUUUUAUGCCAGAAGGUCAUUUUGAUCACUCUCCUGGGCUUUUUUCUGUGUACCCCAGAGAUGAUGGAGGGAAGAAACCCUUUAAAUACUUUACUAUGUGGAAGUCUUCAACUGUGUUUUCAGAUACUGUUAAGCAGGCUUGGAACACACAGAUAAUUGGGACUAAAAUGUUCAUCUUGAUUAAUAAGCUGAAAAGAGUAAAACAGGCUCUUAAGGAGUUGAAUAAAGUAGGUUUUAUUGAUAUCCAUGGUGCGGAUUUAAGAGCCUAUCAGAAUAUGGUGAAUGCACAAAGUGCAAUGCAUAAUAAUCUUACUGAUCAAGGUGUUGCAGAUGCAGAGUUGACUGCAAUUCAAGAAUAUAAGGAGAAACAUAAAGCUUAUCUGGCUUUUCUCAGUCAGAAAGCAAAGUUGUCAUGGCUUAAAGAUGGGGAUGAAAAUACUUCCUUUUUUCCUCAGAGUAUCAAGACCAGGAAGAUGCAGAACCAAGUUUAUAGCAUCUAUGAUAUGAAAGGAGAAUGGAAAGAUACAGCUGAUGGGGUGUCUCAAGCUUUCCUGGAAUAUUAUAAAUUAAAGUGCUACUAG